Molecule: messenger RNA, 1298 nt
Organism: Ceratotherium simum simum (southern white rhinoceros)
Lineage: Eukaryota; Metazoa; Chordata; Mammalia; Perissodactyla; Rhinocerotidae
Gene: AGPAT5
Product: 1-acylglycerol-3-phosphate O-acyltransferase 5
Biological process (GO): phosphatidylinositol acyl-chain remodeling
Cellular component (GO): endoplasmic reticulum; endomembrane system; mitochondrion
Molecular function (GO): acyltransferase activity
Source: RefSeq, a predicted model, not a curated record
GCAGCGGGCGGCCGGGCGACGGCCGGCGGGGAGGAGCCGGCGGAGCGGUCGGCGCGCCGAGCCGGGAAGAUGCUGCUGUCCCUGGUGCUCCACAUGUACUCCAUGCGCUGCGUGCUGCCCGCCGCGGUGCUGCUGGGCUCGGCCCCCACCUACGUGCUGGCCUGGGGGGCCUGGCGGCUGCUCUCCGCCUUCCUGCCCUCCCGCUUCUACCACGCGGUGGACGACCGGCUCUACUGCAUCUACCAGAGCAUGGUGCUCUUCUUCUUCGAGAACUACACCGGCGUGCAGAUAUUGCUGUAUGGAGAUUUGCCAAAAAAUAAAGAAAAUAUAAUAUAUUUAGCAAAUCAUCAAAGCACAGUCGACUGGAUUAUCGCGGACAUUCUGGCCAUCAGGCAGAACGCUCUUGGGCACGUGCGCUACGUGCUGAAAGACGGGUUAAAGUGGCUUCCACUGUAUGGGUGUUAUUUUUCUCAGCAUGGCGGAAUCUAUGUGAAGCGAAGUGCCAAAUUUAAUGAAAAGGAAAUGAGGAACAAGCUGCAGAGGUACAUGAACGCAGGAACUCCAAUGUAUCUUGUGAUUUUUCCAGAGGGAACAAGGUAUAAUCCAGAACUAACAAAAGUCAUUUCAGCUAGUCAAACAUUUGCUGCUCAAGAAGGCCUUCCAGUAUUAAAACAUGUGCUGACGCCAAGAAUAAAGGCAACCCAUGUUGCUUUUGAUUCCAUGAAGAGUUAUUUAGAUGCAAUUUAUGAUGUUACAGUCGCUUUUGAAGGGACUGUGGACAAUAAAGGGCAGCGCAAAGAAGCGCCAUCCAUGGCUGAAUUUCUCUGUAAAGAAUGUCCAAAAAUCCAUAUUCACAUCGAUCGUAUAGACAAAAAAGAUGUCCCGGAAGAACAAGCGUAUAUGAGAAGAUGGCUUCAUGAACGUUUUGAAAUAAAAGAUAAGUUGCUUAUAGAAUUCUAUGAUUCAGUGGAUCCAGAAAGAAGAAACAAAUUUCCUGGGAAAAGUGUUAAUUCUAAACUAAGUCUCAAGAAGACUUUACCAUCAUUAUUGAUCUUAAGUGGUUUGACUGCUGGUAUGCUUAUGACCGAGGCUGGAAGGAAACUGUAUGUAAAAACGUGGAUUUAUGGAACCCUCAUUGGCUGCUUGUGGGUCAGUAUUAAAGCGUAAACAAGUGGCUGUCUCCAGGCAGUGGACUGUGCUACGUUGUUUGUCAUUGGCAGCUGCAUACUGCAUCAGAUUGUUUCCUGAAUUUAGUAAGAAGUGUAAAUAAAGCCUUACUGAUUGAACAUUGGAUAAAA